AUGACAAACUGGCAAGCUGACAAAUUACCGCAACGCCCGCUGGAGGGUCAAGUGGCGUUGGUCACGGGGGCCUCACGAGGGGUUGGAAGGGGAACGGCCGUGGAAUUGGCCGCUGCCGGAGCCUUGGUCUACAUAACUUGUCGUCCAGUAAGCCGCGGGCAGAACAGAAAGGACGGUGGAGAUAUUGUGGACGUGGCCAAGGAGGUAAGAUCCUAAUUCGGUAAUGCCACAAGAGGGAAGUACCCCAAGUGCGACGCUCAAAUUUUCUUUAAAUUUUGCAUACACGUUGGGUAUGGACUAAAUAUCAAUUUCUGAAAGUGUUAGCUCGCGCUUUGCAAGCGCCGCCGAGAUAUUGAACAAUCUUUGCCGCCGAGAGGGUACGCUAAACGCGGAGAGCGGUCAGAGAGAAAAACACUUUUUUGAGCAUAACUUUUUUAGUUUCGUCCGGAAAAAAAUUGAUUUUUUGUGGAAACGGUACCCUCUAUGGUAGAAAUCGGCACGAAACUUUUCGUGCCGAAAUUCGACAAAAAGUGUCGAAUUUUGGCCAAUUUUUGAUCUAAAAAUCUCAGUUGUUUCUGCAAAGCUAGGACUCUCGCAUGUAUUGGAAAAAAAUAUGCUACAUUUAUGCCAAGCUUCAUCAAAAUCUGAGUGUCGCACUUUGGGUACUUCCCCUGUAAGUUGGAACUCAAAUUCGACCGUCUAUCGACGUUUCUUUUUGACCAAACAGUUGCUGCUGCAUUAAGGCCUGAACCGGUUUCAUAUGUUAAACACAUUUUACUAUGGCUCUUUCAGGUCAAUUCACGCGGCGGAAAAUGCGUAAUUGCCUACUGCGAUCACAGUGACCCCGAACAAGUUGAACGGCUCUUCCAGCGGAUCAGCCGGGAGAACAAUGGCCAGCUUGACAUCCUCAUCAACAAUGCUUACUCGGCGGUAGAGUUCAUUAUGAAAAAUUCGCUGGUUAAGUUCUACGACUACAAACAAAGACCAGAAAAUGUGUUUGAUCUCUCGGUAAACGUUGGACUACGGAAUGCCUACAUUUGCGCUACAUAUGCGGCUAAAAUGAUGGCUAAACGAAAGAGAGGGGUCAUUAUCAACAUGUCAUCGAUUGGAGGGUUGAUCCAGCUGUUCGAUGUGUCAUACAGUAUCACCAAGGCUGGAGUAAGUUUCGUUUUAAUGUUGAGCUGACUUCAUUGUCGCGGCCAUCAUUUUUUCAAUAUAAUGAAGGUUUAUUUCAGCUAGACAAAAUGUCCAGUGACAUGGCUAUUGACUUGCUGGAAGACAAUGUCACCGUAAUUUCGCUGCAUCCCGGUCCAAUCAAGACUGAGACGAUCAGCGAUGUCGUUCUAACCAAAGAAAACGAGAAUAAAGCGCAGAAAGACCUGUUCUCCAUCGGAGAGUCUAUUUAUCUUACUGGUCGGAUUAUUGUGAGGCUUCUACAAGAUGCUAACCUUCUCUCAAAGACCGGAAAGAUCAUUCCUAACGCUGUGCUGGCCGCGGAAUACGGCGUCAUCGAUGUGGACGACAGUAAGUUGCAUUUAUCGUCUGCCUCGAAGAUCUCGAUUACAAUAGUAUUUAUGUGUCGAUUUUAGGACCAAUCCCAAACAUCUACCCACAGGACUGGCUGGACUUCCUAAAUAAGCAAUAUGAAAUCCGCAUGGGCGAUAAGGCCGUUCGAGACGAACCCGCAAAGCUUUGA
This is a messenger RNA of Bursaphelenchus xylophilus (pine wood nematode), 1696 nucleotides long. The record is from the annotation of a GenBank genome assembly. NCBI's taxonomy places the organism in Eukaryota, Metazoa, Nematoda, Chromadorea, Rhabditida, Aphelenchoididae.